Messenger RNA from Gloeophyllum trabeum ATCC 11539, 684 nucleotides. RefSeq lists its product as uncharacterized. The coding region runs from base 1 to 684 and encodes 227 amino acids. The transcript has 4 exons. The record is from RefSeq and is a predicted model, not a curated record. Lineage: Eukaryota; Fungi; Basidiomycota; Agaricomycetes; Gloeophyllales; Gloeophyllaceae.
AUGCCAGUGCAUCUCCCUGUCCUGACAGAAAGCGCCCGACAAGUUCUCCAAUAUCCACCUGCUCCUGCGGAUCCCCCGUCACCUUCCGAUGUCUCCAAAGCGUGUUCUCUGUCCUAUACAGCUCUCAAAUAUGCCUCCGAAUCUGAGUAUGCGGUCACUUCCAAUGAUGUGUGUAAUACGGCGACGUACGCCGUGCAGACCAUUGCGGCGAGAGUCGGUUUCCCGCAAAUGAAUGUCGAAGAAGCUGUGGUUGCUGCCGUGCAAGCUGCUAUGCAACCUCUCCAUCAGCAGCUGAAUGAGAUCGGUCUGCAGUUCAAUCAGCGGCUCAAUGAGGUGGAACAGCAGCUCAAUCAGCGGCUCAAUGCGAUGGAUCAGCAGCUUAAUCAGCGGCUCAAUGCGAUGGAUCAGCAGCUCAAUGGGAUGGAUCAACGACUCAAUGGGCGGCUCAAUGAGCUCCAGGGUGAGCUACGACGUAACAGGCGUGUCACGGCCCUGAUGUGGAAUCGCAACGAACCACACACGGCAGUUGCACAUUACGAAGUUGUCCCAUUUCCUGGCGGGGAUGACCCCACGGAGGCCCCUGUAAGUUCACGUCCCAUGCUUAAACUUGUCAGCUCACUCGCUAUCUGGUACUCCAGCAUAAUCUGCCUGCUCUGGACUCGCAGGAUGCGGUACGGCAACUAA